Bufo gargarizans (Asiatic toad) is the source of this 2788-nucleotide messenger RNA. It is a transcript of the gene DDX24, whose product is annotated as DEAD-box helicase 24. The transcript is spliced from 9 exons. Bases 143 to 2617 code for a protein of 824 amino acids. The record is from RefSeq and is a predicted model, not a curated record. NCBI's taxonomy places the organism in Eukaryota, Metazoa, Chordata, Amphibia, Anura, Bufonidae. Gene Ontology annotation, cellular component: nucleolus. Gene Ontology annotation, molecular function: RNA helicase activity; nucleic acid binding; ATP binding.
CGUCACCUUGUAAUGGCGGCUUCCGUGUGAGCAGCGUGUGCAGUGCGUCAGCUGCGUGUUCAGCUCCUGGGUGUUUUGCUGGCGGCUUCCUGAUUCUGCUCUUAUCGGAGGGUUAAGGAGUAUUUCCAGGUUUCGGGGAAAAAUGAAGCCGCAGAAGGGAAAGAAGAAAGUCGGCCUGGCCCAGAUUAAACUUAAGAGGAAAGGAAUCAAAAUCACCGGAAAAUGGAAACCAAUUUCACUGGACCCCAAUCUUUUGGCAGAUGGCAAUAUGGAGGAGAUCAUCUGCUUUGAGGAACUGACAGAUUAUACAUUAGUGAAGACAUCCAAGGAGUUAGUUGCAAAGCGGAAGAGGAAACACAGCGCUGACGAAGAAGAGGAGGAGGAAGAGCAGCAGGAGGGAAAAGCCACCAGCAAGAAGAAAAAUAAAAAAACCAAGAAAAUAUUCGAAGGCAAAAAAGAGCGAGAAGAAUCUGACAAUGAGAUGGAGGAUUUUUUUUGGGGAGAGGAGAAGGAUGAUUAUGAGGAGGAGGAUGAAGAGGAGCAGGAAGAUCUUGAUUUGACUGUGCCUGGUGAAGAAGAGGCUAAAGCAUUGAAAGAAGAAGAGAAUCCUAAGCCACCAAAAAACAAGAAGAAAAAGAGGAAGAAAAAAUCUAAGGUGAAGGGGGAUAAGAGGGAAGGAGAAAAAGCCGUGGCCGUCAAACCUGCGAAGAAGACAAAGAACUGGGCAGCAGGCCCGUUAGCUGGUGAGGCCGGUAAGAACGUUGAUGUUUCGGCGUGGACAAAUCUUUACGUUCCGCCUCCGGUUCUCAAAGCUCUGAGCUAUUUGGGCUUUUCCACUCCGACCCCAAUUCAAGCUCUGGCUUUGCCUUCCGCAAUCCGUGACAAGAUGGAUAUUUUAGGCGCUGCAGAAACAGGAAGCGGCAAGACUCUUGCCUUCGCCAUCCCCAUGAUCCACUCUAUACUGCAAUGGAGGAAAGUGCAGGAAAACGAAGGUUCAGGGGAAGAGGAGAAGGAGGGCGGAGAUGAGGAGACGGCGGACAAGGAGACGGACAUGGCUGAGGAUCUGGAUAAGGAUGAGGAGAAGGAGGAGGGCGAGGCAGACGAAGAGGUUGAUGAUGAUGAUGAUGAGAAGGAGGAGGAUGAUGAUGAUUAUUCCACCAUGGGCUGUGUGAAGGUGGUGAAAAAUGUCAAUAUUAAUUUUAACGCUGCCCCCCAGUGCGACACAAAAAGGCCACUGCUUGGACUGGUGGUGACCCCGACCAGAGAGCUGGCUGUACAGGUCAAGCAUCACAUUGACGCCGUGGCGAGAUUUACUGGGAUAAAAGCGACCAUAGUGGUCGGAGGGAUGGCCCCCCAGAAGCAAGAGCGAGUGUUAAACCGGAGGCCAGAGAUUGUCAUCGCCACGCCUGGGCGACUGUGGGAGAUGAUUAAAGAGAGACACCCACAUCUGUGUAACCUGCGCCAACUUCGGUGCCUGGUCAUCGAUGAAGCGGACAGGAUGGUGGAGAAGGGUCACUACGCUGAGCUGGCGCAGCUGUUGGAGAUGUUAAGUGACUCGCACUACAACCCCAAACGGCAGACCUUUGUGUUUUCAGCCACCCUGACCCUGAUCCACCAGGCCCCGAGCCGCCUGCUGCAGAAGAAGAACUUCAAGAAGUUGGACAAGGAAGGGAAGCUGGAGAGUCUGAUGGGCAAGAUCGGCCUCAAGGGGAAGCCCAAGGUGAUCGACCUGACCAGGAAGCAGGCCACAGUGGAGACGCUGACUGAGACCCGGAUCCACUGCACCGGUGAUGAGAAGGACUACUACCUCUACUACUUCUUGCUGCAGUACCCGGGCCGGACUAUGGUGUUUGCCAACAGCAUCGACUGCAUUAAGAGGCUGACGUCGCUCCUCGCCAUCCUGGAGUGUAACACGCUGCCCCUCCACGCCAACAUGCACCAGAAGCAGCGGCUUAAAAAUCUGGAGAGAUUCGCCGAGCGGGAAAGUUGUGUUCUCCUCACUACGGACGUCGCUGCCCGAGGUCUGGACAUUCCCAACAUCCAGCAUGUCCUGCAUUACCAGGUCCCCAGGACAUCAGAAACCUAUGUGCACCGCAGCGGCAGGACAGCUCGCGCCUCCAGCGAUGGCCUCACUUUGCUUCUAAUUGGACCAGAUGAUAUGAUUAAUUAUAGGAAAAUCUUCAGGACCCUGGAAAAGAACGAUGAUCUCCCGCUAUUCCCUGUGGAGUCUAAAUGCAUGGAUGGAAUUAAGGAACGCGUCAAUUUUGCCAGACAGAUCGAGAAGAUGGAGUAUUUCAACGGCAAAGCAAAGCAGCAGAAUUCCUGGAUACUGCAGGCGGCAGAGGCCCUCGACUUGGAACUGGACGACGACGACUUAAUAGGAGGGAAGCAGGAUGAACAAGAAGACCUGCAGAAACAGAAAGCCUUGAAGAUGAUGAAGAAGCAGCUGAAGAGACUCUUGUCCCAGCCCAUAUUCAGAAACGUCAUGAAAACGAAAUACCCGACCCAGAGCGGCCAGCUUCCCGUGCCCUGCCUGCCCCUCAGCAAAGCAGAGAGUGCCCUGCACACCCUCGCCGAGUCCAAGUCCAAGACCAAAAGGAAGAAGCACAAGGCUUGAUGCUGUGUAGAGACCAGCAGCACCUGCAGGGUGUGACCAAAAGGUGGUGCUGUUUAUAUAGAAUUACAUGCAGGCCUGGCUUCUCCUGCAAGAGGAUGGACUGAAGAGAACAUCAGACAUGUUUUGCAUCAGUUUUUGUAUAUUUUUUCCCUUGUAAAUGCUGGAGUGAUG